AGAGUGAAAAGAAAUUCUGCCGCCACUCCAACUCCACCUCCUGUGAAACAAUUAGAUUAUAGCACGGAACAGUCAGGUCGAAGUCCAGAGGACAACCCUCAUGCUGACUCCAACUCCAUUUCAGAAUUCCGGUUGGCCAGGGCUUCAGUCAUCCCAGCUCCAUCCAUAAAAUUGGUGUGGCUUCAUGAAUGGUGGCUUACGAAAGCCGAAGGCAAGGGCUUAGGCAUUGCAGGAUUUGAGAACAGAGGGAGAGUGGGCAUUAGAAUCUUCCACUCUGGAGCAAUUGCAAAGAGAGUUGAUGUUACCACUUUACAGACUGCAGAUGGCAUCACCGUAAAACUCAGUGGGCUUAUAAACAGGAAUCGCACACAUGACAAUGGCUUUCCAUUCCAGGUUUGCCAUCAUUUUCUGUUUGGAUUUCCAUACUACUGGAAAGACUACACUUCGCAACUCUGUCCAGCGAAACCCAUGUCCUUGGACAGUAGCAAAUCAUUGGAUGAUAUCCCUGUGUCUCGGCUACGUGAUCAUCUUAUGUCUCCUUCCGGAGGUUCCGAAAGGAAUAUUUUGGAUCAUGUAUUGUCCACAUUAAGCGGGAAGGCCUCCAACAUUACUUCAGGCAUGAAUAGAAGUCGAAGUCCUGUCACAAUUGUAAGACGAGAAGGCUUAAGGAGCCAGCCGGAGGCUACAGUUCCUACAAGGGGUGUGGCUACCAGAAGCAUGACGAGAUUGGAGUCUCUUUCUAAGAAAUCAAAAUAGUAACUUCAACAAUAAUAAUGAUAGUUAUUUAUUUUUUUACUAUCUACUUUUAGUUUUAAAUCUUCUCCCUGUAUUUUUUGUGGUCUGGGAUUAGAACGGACUGAAGUUUUUUUAAUCUCCUAGUCUAAUUUUGUUUAUUCAGUUGGGUUAAAUUCAUAUUUGAGGAAAGUAACAGCAAUUGAUCGAAUUUGGGUUGGAUUUCAGCCAAUCUAAACCAUAAUUUUAGACAAGUA
Molecule: messenger RNA, 989 nt
Organism: Carica papaya (papaya)
Lineage: Eukaryota; Viridiplantae; Streptophyta; Magnoliopsida; Brassicales; Caricaceae
Source: RefSeq, a predicted model, not a curated record